AUGUCUAAGGCCUCGCAGCCCGAGUUGAAAAAGUUUAUGGACAAGAAGUUAUUUGUUCAUCUUCAGGGAGGCCGCAAAGUUAGCGGGACGUUGCGAGGUUACGACCUAUUUCUCAAUCUCGUCCUUGAUGACGCAACAGAGGAGACAACGCCUGCGCAGAAACACCCAAUCGGUACCGUUAUCCGUCGUCAAAUUCGCGAACGUCGACAAUAUAUCUAUGCGAAGUCUCUUGAGGCUCAAGAGCGCCAGACAUACGAGCGCAAGCAGAAGCUCAAGGACGCGCUGGCCGACGGGAGGUCUCUGCCGACUGAGUUGAGAAAGGAUGCAGAAACUUUGGGGAAAAGUCUUGCAUUCGAUGGGGCGCAGGCAGAUCCUACAACACACAUUGACAAUGAAUACUCAAAUGCGGGCAUCCAGGAUCCCAAAAUCAUAGUAACCACUUCACGCGACCCAAGUUCGAAGUUGCAACAAUUCGCCAAGGCGGGAGAUGCGUCUCCAGAGGCAUGCAGGGCAAACGACGUGACGGACCUGGUCAUCUUGCACGAACAUCGCGGUACACCCGAUGCCAUGAUUGUAUCUCACUUCCCACAUGGUCCCACCGUUUUCUUCACCCUCCACAAUGUCAAUCUUCGACACGACAUCAAUUCGUACAAAGAGUCGACUGUAUCCGAGCAGUAUCCCCACCUUAUAUUCGAGAAUUUUGGCUCAACGCUGGGAGAGCGUAUUCGUGACGUGCUUAGAUAUCUCUUCCCCGUACCAAAGGAGGACAGCAAACGCGUGAUGACUUUCUCAAAUGAGGAUGAUUUCAUUUCCUUCCGACAUCAUGUUUUCAUGAAAAUUCCACCGCGCCAGGUCCAGCUGGCUGAAGUUGGCCCUCGCUUCGAGAUGAAACCAUAUGAGAUUCGACAGGGGACGAUCGAGCAGACAGAAGCCGAGCGUGAAUGGGUACUUGCACAUUAUUCAAGAACAGCCAAGAAACGGUCGCUCUUGACUGGUCCAAGUUCGCGCCCAGUCUCGACUGUACAAGAAGACGACGGAUCGAAGCCUCGAAAACGAACGAGACGAUGA
This is a messenger RNA of Fibroporia radiculosa, 1068 nucleotides long. RefSeq lists its product as uncharacterized. Gene Ontology annotation, molecular function: snoRNA binding; rRNA primary transcript binding. Bases 1 to 1068 code for a protein of 355 amino acids. Lineage: Eukaryota; Fungi; Basidiomycota; Agaricomycetes; Polyporales; Fibroporiaceae. The transcript is spliced from 9 exons. Gene Ontology annotation, cellular component: Mpp10 complex; spliceosomal complex; nucleolus. Gene Ontology annotation, biological process: spliceosomal snRNP assembly; rRNA processing. The record is from RefSeq and is a predicted model, not a curated record.